CGUCCGAUAUCUCGGGGAGAGUUUUCCUAGCCAGGCGCUCACGGGACUUUGGAUCUUAUUUGAGACUUUCUUCCUCGGGGGUGGUUGGACGUGAGGCUUCUGCAGCCCGUUCUCCCUCGCCCGGUCAGCGUCGCCGGAUCCCAGGUGCCGGCGACUCCUUCUCGGGACCCUCGGACCCCGAGCCCCCGUCGUGGGACCCGCGGGCCGCCACCAUGGACCAGGCGGCAGAGCUGCUCUUCUACGUGAACGGCCGCAAGGUGCUAGAAAAAAAUGUCGAUCCUGAAACAAUGCUGUUACCAUACCUGAGGAAGAAGCUCCGACUCACAGGAACUAAAUAUGGCUGUGGAGGGGGAGGCUGUGGCGCCUGCACUGUGAUGAUAUCACGAUAUGACCCCAAUACCAAGAGGAUAAGACAUUAUCCAGCCAAUGCCUGUCUGCUUCCCAUCUGUUCUCUGUAUGGUGCUGCUGUCACCACAGUAGAAGGCGUAGGAAGCACCAAGACCAGGAUUCAUCCUGUUCAGGAAAGGAUUGCCAAAUGUCAUGGCACACAGUGUGGCUUCUGCACUCCUGGGAUGGUGAUGUCCAUCUACACACUGCUGAGGAACCACCCAGAGCCCACCCUGACUCAACUGACUGAUGCCCUUGGCGGUAACCUGUGCCGUUGCACUGGAUACAGGCCCAUAAUUGAUGCAUGCAAGACUUUCUGUAAAACUUCUGGCUGCUGUCAAAGUAAAGAAAAUGGGGUUUGCUGUUUGGAUCAAGGAAUAAAUGGAUUACCAGAAUUUGAGGAAGGAAAUGAGACAAGUCUAAAACUCUUCUCAGAAGAGGAGUUUCUGCCAUUGGAUCCAACUCAGGAAUUGAUAUUUCCUCCCGAGCUAAUGAAAUUGGCUGAGAAGCAACCACACAAUACCAGAAUUUUUCACGGUGAUAGAAUGACUUGGAUUUCCCCAGUGACCUUGAAGGAACUUCUAAAAGCUAAAGCCAAGUAUCCCCAGGCCCCUGUUGUCAUGGGGAACACCUCUGUGGGGCCUGAUGUGAAAUUUAAAGGCAUCUUUCAUUCAGUGAUCAUUUCUCCUGAUAGGAUUGAAGAACUGAAUGUUGUAAACUAUACAGAUAAUGGGCUGACCUUAGGUGCUGCCCUCAGCCUGGCUCAGGUGAAGGACAUCCUGGCUAAUGUGAUCCUGAAGCUCCCAGAGGAGAAGACGCAGACGUACCAUGCCCUCUUGAAGCACUUGGGAACUCUGGCUGGAUCCCAGAUCAGGAACAUGGCUUCUUUAGGAGGCCACAUAGUGAGCCGGCAUCUCGAUUCAGAUCUGAAUCCCCUCCUGGCCGUGGGCAACUGUACCCUCAACUUGUUAUCAAAAGAAGGAAAACGACAGAUUCCUUUAAAUGAGCAGUUUCUCAGAAAGUGCCCCAGUGCUGAUCUCAAGCCUGAAGAAAUCUUGAUCUCAGUGAACAUCCCCUAUUCGAGGAAGUGGGAGUUUGUGUCAGCCUUCCGACAAGCCCAGCGGCAGCAGAACGCGCUAGCGAUAGUCAACUCAGGAAUGAGAGUGUUUUUUGGAGGAGGAGACGGCAUCAUUAGAGAGUUGUCCAUCUCGUACGGAGGCGUUGGUCCAACCACCAUCUGUACAGAGAAUUCCUGCCAGAAACUCAUCGGAAGGCCCUGGAAUGAAGAGAUGCUGGACGCAGCUUGCAGGCUGAUUCUGGAUGAAGUCUCCCUCCCUGCCUCAGCUCCAGGUGGAAAGGUGGAAUUCAAGAGGACCCUCAUCAUCAGCUUCCUCUUCAAGUUCUACCUGGAAGUGUCACAGAUUUUGAAGAGGAUGGACCCUGUUCACUAUCCUAGCCUUGCAGACACGUAUGAGAGUGCUUUAGAGGAUCUCCAUUCCAGACAUCACUUGAGUACCUUAAAGUACGAGAAUGGAGACCUACUGCAACUUCCUCAAGACCCAAUUGGCCAUCCCAUCAUGCAUCUGUCUGGUAUUAAGCAUGCCACGGGUGAGGCCAUCUACUGUGACGACAUGCCUGCAGUGGACCAGGAACUGUUCUUGGCUUUUGUAACAAGUUCAAGAGCUCAUGCUAAGAUUGUGUCUAUUGAUCUGUCAGAAGCACUCAGCCUGCCAGGUGUGGUGGACAUCGUGACUGAGGAAGAUCUUCACGGCGUAAAUUACUUCUGCCUUUUAACCGAACCUGAGAAACUUCUAUCGACAGAGGAGGUAUUCUGCGUGGGUCAGCUGGUCUGUGCUGUGAUCGCUGAUUCCGAGGUCCAGGCAAAGCGAGCUGCGAAGCGAGUGAAGAUCGUCUACCAAGAUAAGGAGCCACUGAUCCUAACCAUCGAGGAAGCUAUCCAACACAAGUCCUUCUUCGAGGAAGAAAGGAAACUGGAGUAUGGAAAUGUUGAGGAAGCAUUUAAAAUGGUGGAUCAGAUUCUUGAAGGUGAAAUACACAUGGGCGGUCAGGAACAUUUUUAUAUGGAGACCCAAAGCAUGCUUGUUGUUCCCAAAGGAGAGGAUCAAGAAAUUGAUGUCUACAUAUCCACACAGUUUCCCAAAUACAUACAGGACAUAGUUGCUUCGACCUUGAAGCUCCCAGCUAACAAGGUCAUGUGUCAUGUAAAGCGUGUUGGUGGGGCUUUCGGAGGGAAGGUGAUAAAGACUGGCAUCAUGGCAGCCAUCACCGCAUUUGCCGCAAACAAGCACGGCCGUGCAGUCCGCUGCAUUCUAGAACGAGGAGAAGACAUGUUAAUAACUGGAGGCCGCCACCCUUACCUUGGAAAGUAUAAAGCUGGAUUCAUGAACGACGGCAGAAUCUUAGCCCUAGACAUGGAGCAUUAUUCCAAUGGAGGUGCCUCCCUCGAUGAGUCAUUAUUUGUGAUAGAGAUGGGACUUCUGAAAAUGGAAAAUGCUUACAAGUUUCCCAACCUGCGCUGCCGGGGGUGGGCAUGCAGAACCAACCUUCCAUCCAACACGGCUUUGCGUGGGUUUGGCUUUCCUCAAACAGGACUGAUCACUGAAUCCUGUAUCACAGAAGUUGCAGCCAAAUGUGGGUUGUCCCCGGAGAAGGUCCGAACUAUAAACAUGUACAAGGAAAUUGAUGAAACACCCUACAAACAAGAGAUUAAUGCCAAGAACCUGAUCCAGUGUUGGAAAGAAUGUAUGGCCAUGUCUUCCUACGCCCUGAGGAGAGCGGCCGUGGAAAAAUUCAACUUGGAGAAUUACUGGAAGAAGAAGGGGCUGGCCAUGGUCCCCGUGAAGUUUCCUGUUGGCCUUGGGUCAACAGCUGCUGGUCAGGCUGCUGCCCUGGUCCACAUUUAUCUAGACGGGUCUGUGCUGGUGACUCAUUGCGGAAUUGAAAUGGGGCAGGGGGUCCACACUAAAAUGAUUCAGGUGGCCAGUCGUGAAUUAAAGAUGCCAUUGUCCAAUAUCCACCUGCGCGGAACAAGCACAGAAACCAUCCCUAAUACAUGUGUCGCUGGAGGGUCCGUGGUGGCUGAUCUCAAUGGGCUGGCAGUAAAGGAUGCUUGUCAAACUCUCCUAAAGCGCCUUGAACCCGUCAUCAGCAAGAAUCCUCGAGGCACUUGGAAGGACUGGGCACAAGCUGCUUUCAAUGAAAGCAUUAGUCUUUCAGCUACUGGAUACUUCAGGGGUUAUGAGUCGGACAUAAACUGGGAGACAGGCGAAGGCCAUCCUUUCGAAUACUUUGUUUACGGAGCUGCCUGUUCCGAGGUUGAAAUAGACUGCCUGACAGGGGCGCAUAAGAACAUCAGAACAGACAUCGUCAUGGAUGUUGGUUGCAGCAUAAAUCCUGCCCUUGACAUAGGCCAGAUUGAAGGUGCAUUUAUUCAAGGCAUGGGACUUUAUACAAUAGAGGAACUGAAUUAUUCUCUUCAGGGUGUCCUGUACACUCGUGGCCCAAACCAAUAUAAAAUCCCUACCAUCUGUGACGUCCCCGUGGAGCUGCACAUUUCUUUGUUGCCUCCGUCUCAAAACUCAAAUACCCUGUAUUCAUCUAAGGGUCUGGGAGAGUCUGGGAUAUUCCUGGGCAGCUCGGUGUUCUUUGCGAUCCGCGACGCGGUGAAUGCAGCGCGACGGGAGAGAGGCCUGCCUGGACCUCUGAAGCUCAAGAGUCCACUGACCCCGGAGAAGAUUAGGAUGGCCUGUGAAGACAAGUUUACAAAAAUGAUUCCAAGAGACGAACCUGGAUCCUAUGUUCCUUGGAGUGUACCCAUAUGAAUCAAAUGCAAACUCUGGGAGAAGACGGGGUGACUCUCCCAACACAGCAAUCUGUGCAGUCCUCUGCUUUAUGAUGAUGGGUCUGGAAGACAAAUUUUCACAGUUCAAAAAUCAUUGCAUAGAAUAUUGCUUUUAGAGGAUGCUGAUUUUAAAUGUUCCAUUUAGUUUGAUAGAUAUGCUUAAGCAAUUUAGAAAUCAUAUUUUAAAUGGUAUAAAGGCUAACUGGUUUCCUCUGGAAUGAUACUCCCCAUUAGUCUAGCCCUUUAAUCCAUCCAGCUGAAUGGAAUGGACGAUGAUGACUUGUAUGUGAUGCAUGGUUGGCUUGUAUUCACCAACAGAAAUUAUACUCUCUAGUGAAAGGCAAUUUUCUAAAUAAUUUUAUUAGUAUGAACUAUAAAAUUGUCAUUUUCUCAUUUGUCCCCAUAUGCUAUCACCCUCCUUUUCUUGUCAGAAUGGAUCCAAAUACUCUAUCUAAAGAGUCUGUGGGACCAAAGGGAAAAAUAGGUAAAUUGUGUGUAAUCAAAACUAGAAUCCUUUGUGCUUCAAAAAGCACUACAGGAAAUUGAAAAGACAAACCACAAAAUGUGAGAAAAUAUUGGCAAAUCUUAUAUCUGUUAAAGAUCUAAUGUGCAGAAUGUAUUUUAAAACUCUUACAACUCGAAAAUAAAAAGGGAAAUAACCCAAUUUUUAAAUGGGCAAAGGAGUUAAAUAGACAUUUCCCCAAAAACAUGUAAAUGGCCAAUAAGCUCAAACUCAUUAGUUGUUAAGGAAAUGCAAAUCAAAACCACACUGAGAUAUAAUUUCACACUCAUGGCUAAUGGGUGGGUCGGUGGGUAAGCAUGGGCAAGGAUGUGGAUCAAUUGGAACUGUACCCAUUGUUAGGGAGAAUGAGAAUUGUGCAGGUGCUCUGGAAAAAGAGUUUGGUAGUUCCUCAAGGGUGGAGGUGUCCACUCUGCUUAUGUACCCAAGAGAACUGAAAGCAUAUGUUCACACAAAAGGCAUAUACAAAUGUUUAUAGCAUUAUUCAUAAUAGCCAAAAGUGGAAACAACUCGACUCUAUCAACUGAUAACAAAAUGUGAUUAAACAAAGUGUGGUAUAUCCAUACAAGGGAAUAUUAUUCAACCAUACAAAAGAAUGAAGUACCUUUACAUGCUACAACAUGGGUAAACCUUGAAAACACUGUCUAAAUGAAAAUAGCCAGGCACAAAGGCCACAUAUUGUAUGAUUCCAUCUACAUGAAAUGUCCAGAAUAGGCAAAUUCACAGAGACAGAAAGUAGAUUAGUGGUUGCCAGGACCUAUGGGGAAAGGGACGGUGACUGCUAAUAGGUACAGAUGUCUUUUCAGGGAGAUGAAAAUGAUCUGGAAUAGAUAGUGAUGAUGGUUGUAUAACCUGUGAAUAUAUUAAAACCCAUCGGAUUAUACACUUUAAAAGAGUAAAUUUUAUGGUACGUGAAUUACAUCUCAAAAAAAUAGCAUAUAUGGAGAGACACAGUUAAGGUAGAAAAUGUUGAAAAGUUGUGAGAAUCAUAAGAAAUGUAUCCCAGUGGACUUCAGUGAUAGGAAACAUCGACAGGGACUGAAGAGCAAGACAUACUCACUGAAAAACUCCAUUUCCAUUCAUGGCAGAGAGAAGCGUCAGCACUGAGGGACAAAGCACUAGAGGCUAGUGUGUCAUUCCUUCUCCCCAUCACACUCCCAAAUCAGGGACUCUUGUCUCGGGGCUGGCAAAGCUUCUCCAGUGGCCUUGGACUAAAGGCGAAGGUCAUUCUGGUCAUGGUUACAUGUGGUCACACUAAAUCCCUUUAAAGAGCAGAUUUUCUCAUAAUACCCCAGACAGCCAUGGAGCACCUACUCUGUGCAGGCACUGUUUUAGUCACUUCGGAUCUAGCAGUAAACUAGCCAGCAGAGAUCCCUGCCCUUGGGAAGAUUAUAUUCUAGUCAGGGGGGACAGACAGAAGAUACUGAAUAUAGUAAGUCAACUGUGGAGUAUGGCUGACGGUGAUGAGUGCUGAGGAACAGUGAAGGUCUGAUGGAGGGUGAGGGAGGUUGCAGUGGAGUAGGUCAGGGAAUGAGGAUGCCGAGGGUCUGAGCCAAGCAGGCACCUGGAGGAAGUGCAUGUUAGAGAGAAAGCUGGAGAGAGGUCCCCCAAGGGGAGAGGAGGGUGCCUGACUGUCAGGGAACAGCAGGACGCCUGCAUGCCUGGAGCAGGCUUGAGGAGGGGCAGACGUGGAGAAACUUGAGCCCAUUGUGAGGACUUUUAAUCGGAGUGAAAUGCAGAGCAAAGAAGUAACAUGAACUGACAUAUUUUAAAGACUCGUCUUGGUUGCUGUGGUGACACAGACGGUAGGAGGGCACAUUCUUUUGGUUCUCACAAAGUCUUAGUCUUUUCCAAGUAUAGGAAGAUGGAAAACCUCGUAACAACUGAAGAAAUGCCAAUUUGCCCCAGAUAUUUGAACGAUGGCAAAUGUGGAUGAUACUCAGCGUUGGGGAAGGAUACAGGAAACAGACACUCAUACUGAUUCAUUGUAUUAGUGCACAUUUUGGAAGACAACUUAGACCUCACAGCAUGCAGACCCUUCAACCCAGGAAUUCCAGUUCCCAGAAUGUGUGCAACAGAAACACGUGCUCAAAUGUGCAAAGAUAAAGCCCAAGGGUUUUCAUCGCAGUAUUGUUUGUAAUAGUGAAUAAAGGAAAACAGUGUAAACUAAUAGGGGACAGUUUAAUAAAUUAUGGCAAUAAUAAAAA
Messenger RNA from Camelus dromedarius (Arabian camel), 6976 nucleotides. RefSeq names its product aldehyde oxidase 1. Gene Ontology annotation, molecular function: 2 iron, 2 sulfur cluster binding; iron ion binding; molybdopterin cofactor binding. The transcript has 35 exons. NCBI's taxonomy places the organism in Eukaryota, Metazoa, Chordata, Mammalia, Artiodactyla, Camelidae. The record is from RefSeq and is a predicted model, not a curated record. Bases 213 to 4229 code for a protein of 1338 amino acids.